UAGAAGAAGAGGAGAAGUAAUGUCGCAACUAUUAUAUACGACAACAACAUCACCCACAUCAUUAAUAACAACAGCAACAUCUAGUGAAAUUAUUGUAUUAUGUUCAUUUCCAUUUACAACAAUAAAUGAGAGCAGUACAAGUGAUAGUAGCACUAGUGAUUUUAUAACAUCAGGUAUACCAGAACGUAUACCAGAAGAUCCACGUACAGAAAUAUUACGUCGUUAUUCAUAUGGUAUUAUAUUACCAACAAUUUGUUUCUUUGGUAUUGUUGGUAACAUUUUGAAUUUAGUGGUGUUAACACGACGAAAUAUGCGAGGAACAGCAUACAUUUAUAUGCGAGGAUAUUCAGCGGCAGCAUUACUUGCAAUUAUAUUUGCAAUACCAUUUGCCUUGCGUGUUCUUAUUCAUAAAGAGUCUGGUCGAUGGAAUAAUUUUCCUCAAGCAUUUUAUCACGCACAUCUUGAAUUAUUUUUAGGAAAUGGUUGUUUAGGUGUUGGCGUUAUGAUGUUGCUCGCAUUGACAGUAGAACGUUAUGUAUCUGUUUGUCAUCCAGGUCAUACCAGACCACUGAUGGGACCACCACAUAUUACAGUUGCACUCAUACCAAUAUUCACAUUUAUAAUAUAUUUACCAAGUGUAUUUCGUGGUGAGAUUACACAAUGUGUAAUUGGUGAAAAUGGUCCACUUAUUUAUCAAAAACGUGAAAAUGUUUAUUUCUUACAUUCGCUUUUUUAUUCAGUAUACAAAGUUAUUUUAGAAAUUUUAUUCAAAGUUGUACCAACAUUUUUAUUAGCUGGUCUCAAUUUACGUAUAAUGAUUGUGUAUCGCCAAUCAUGUGAUCGACGACGACGAAUGACAUUAAGUCGAACAUCCGGUGGCGAAGAAGAUCCUCGGAAAUUUGCGGAAGAACGAAGACUAGUAUUGUUACUAGGCAGUACGUCAAUAUUAUUCCUAGUAUGUGUUUCUCCUAUGGUUAUACUAAACGUUACAUUAUCGGAAGAUAAUCUGUCUAGUUAUUCAUAUCAAGUGUUCCGAGCAAUGGCUAAUUUAUUGGAAGUAAUCAAUUAUUCUUUAACAUUUUACAUAUAUUGUUUAUUUUCGGAAGAUUUCCGUAACACACUAUUGAGAACAUUAACAUGGCCUUGGUUUACUGGUCCAAAUACAAACCAUCGUCGAUCAAAUGCACCUGUAAAAUUACUACCUGGUGGUCCACCCACAGCAACAAUUACACCGCCAACAACAACAUCAGCAUUAGGCCAUCAUACAGGGUGUCGUGCAAGUGUAUGA
Chrysoperla carnea is the source of this 1288-nucleotide messenger RNA. Its product is annotated as probable G-protein coupled receptor B0563.6. Gene Ontology annotation, biological process: G protein-coupled receptor signaling pathway. The coding region runs from base 20 to 1288 and encodes 422 amino acids. The record is from RefSeq and is a predicted model, not a curated record. Gene Ontology annotation, cellular component: membrane. Gene Ontology annotation, molecular function: G protein-coupled receptor activity. NCBI's taxonomy places the organism in Eukaryota, Metazoa, Arthropoda, Insecta, Neuroptera, Chrysopidae. The transcript has 5 exons.